This is a messenger RNA of Manis javanica (Malayan pangolin), 3953 nucleotides long. It is a transcript of the gene KCNG2, whose product is annotated as potassium voltage-gated channel modifier subfamily G member 2. The record is from RefSeq and is a predicted model, not a curated record. NCBI's taxonomy places the organism in Eukaryota, Metazoa, Chordata, Mammalia, Pholidota, Manidae. Gene Ontology annotation, biological process: action potential; potassium ion transmembrane transport; protein homooligomerization. Gene Ontology annotation, molecular function: voltage-gated potassium channel activity. Gene Ontology annotation, cellular component: membrane; voltage-gated potassium channel complex.
AUGAAGGGGUAUCUCCUACUUUUGACUUGCAUGUCCCUGAUGACUAACAAAGUUGGGCAUCGUUUCAUGUGUUUACUGGCCAUUUUUGUAUCUUCUUUGGAGAAAUGUCAAUUCAAGUCCUGCACCCAUUUUUAAUUGGGUGGUUUGUCUUUUUGUUGUUGAGCUGUAGUUCUUUAUAUAUUCUGGAAACUAGGGCCUUAUCAGACACAUGAUUUGCAAAUUUUCCCAUCCUACGAGUUAUCAUGUAUUUUCUUAAUAAUGUCCUCUAGUGUACAAGGGUCGCGUUUUGAUGAAGUCUAGCUUAUAUUCUUUCUUUUGUUGCUUAUGCUUUUGACAUAUUCCAGGAACCGUUACCUAACCCAAGCUUUGCCCCAUGUUUCUUCUGGUCGGAUCACCUCCCCAGGGCUUCUGUUUGUUUUGGUUCCCCUGGCGAUCCUGAUUCUGCUGGCCUCAGUCCACGCUGAGAACGCUGGCCUGCCACUGCACCUCCCCCUGCAGAUCCCGCCUCAUCUGGCCUCUCAGGCUCCCUCCUAGUAGAUGCGACCCAGAUUCACACCUGUGCGGUCCACUGCACCUGCGGCCCCGGGUUGGGGUCGGCCUACUUCCUUCGCUCUGGCCCCUGCUGACAUCACACAAAGUUGUGCCCGGACUGCAGCGUUUACCUCAUCAUCUCAGCGAGCACAGAAACACCUCGAGCGCUCUGGUGUCUGGAGGAAAUUUGGAGGAUGGACUCGCCCUUCAGCAGGAUGGGAAAAAACCACAGGAAUGUCCGUGAAGACCAGAGUCACUGACGCUGUCGUGCCUGGCUCUGACACGGCUCCUGAGUCAGUGACCUUGUCCCCAAACAGAUACACAGACUUAAAGAGGGUGACCCAGCAUGGGGCAGAAGAGGGGAAGUAAAGUGCAAAUGUGGCCAAAUAUGCCAUGAAAGGUAUAAUGUCCACAUUCAGGCCAAAAAUGAUUUGGUCCCAUUAACAGUGCUGAGGAGGCCAACACAUUUAGGAAUUCUGUUGCUGGCCGUGCAUGUGUUAUGAUGAAAUACUCACUUAGCAGAUUGUUUCUCCUGUUUCUUGAACCUUGGCCAAAGGAUAAAGUGAAUCAUCACUGAAAUGAGAAACUCACCUGAAAUCUUACCUUUGCCCAAGCAAUCUUAGAUGAAUGUCCCAAAUGCUCAUGCCCACCAGCUAGCGAUGAGUGCAGGGGAAUCAUACCCCACUUCUUUCCAAUGGAUCUCGGCUAGCAAUUCUUGGGCUCCAAAGAUUGCUUCCGUCCCCUAAAUGCUUGGUGGUUUGGGGGCCACAGACCGACUAUUAGAAAAACUGCACACACCAUCUGCACGUCCUUCAGAAGGCUUGUGGGCUGCAUGAAGAAUUUCUAUGGGCAGCUAAUACAGCACCCCGGACAGUCAAGGCUGACCGUGGGAGCGGCACUGAGCUCGCUCUCUGUGGAUAAGUGCCUCUCAACGGGGCUGUGCAGCAAAAGCACCUGGAAGCUUUUAACAAGCACAACAAAACCUUUUCUAUCUAUUUUGGAAAUUUUUAAACAUGCAGAGAAGCAGCCCAGCCUCCCGAGCCGGCCGGCGCAUGGGGCCAUGGCGGGGCGCCCGGGGCACGCGGAGCCCCCGGGCGGGGCCCGGCCCCGGCUCGUCAUCAUCAACGUGGGCGGCUGCCGCGUGCGCCUGGCCUGGGCGGCGCUGGCGCGCUGUCCCCUCGCGCGCCUGGAGCGCCUGCGCGCCUGCCGCGGCCGCGAGGAGCUGCUGCGCGUGUGCGACGACUACGACGCCGGCCGCGACGAGUUCUUCUUCGACCGCAGCCCGAGCGCCUUCCGCGCCAUCGUGGCGCCGCUGCGGGCCGGCAGGCUGCGGCUGCUCCGCGGCCCGUGUGCGCUGGCCUUCCGCGACGAGCUGGCCUACUGGGGCAUCGACGAGGCGCGCCUGGAGCGCUGCUGCCUGCGCCGCCUGCGCCGCCGCGAGGAGGAGGCGGCCGCCGGGCGCGCGGGCCCCGAGGGCCGCGGGCCGCAGGGGAGCCCGGCGUGCGCCCUGGGCCCCGGGGGCCGCCUGGCGCGCGGCCGGCGCCGCCUGCGCGACGUGGUGGACGACCCGCGCUCCGGGCUCGCCGGCAAGCUGUUCGCCUGCGUGUCCGUCGGCUUCGUGGCCGUCACGGCCGUCGGCCUCUGCCUGAGCACCAUGCCGGACAUCCGCGCGGAGGAGGAGCGGGGCGAGUGUUCCCCCAAGUGCCGCAACCUCUUCGUGCUGGAGACGGUGUGCGUGGCCUGGUUCUCCUUCGAGUUCCUGCUGCGCUCACUGCAGGCCGAGAGCAAGUGCGCCUUCCUGCGGACGCCGCUCAACAUCCUGGACCUCCUGGCGCUGCUGCCCUUCUACGUGUCGCUGCUCGUGAGCCUGGCGGCGGGCGGCGCGGGCGGCCACCAGCUGCUGGAGCGCGCGGGGCUGGUGCUGCGGCUGCUGCGCGCGCUGCGCGUGCUCUACGUGAUGCGCCUGGCGCGCCACUCGCUGGGGCUGCGCUCGCUCGGCCUCACCGUGCGCCGCUGCGCGCGCGAGUUCGGGCUCCUGCUGCUCUUCCUCUGCGUGGCCAUGGCCCUUUUCGCGCCGCUCGUGCACCUCGCCGAGCGCGAGCUGGGCGCGCGCCGCGACUUCUCUAGCGUGCCAGCCAGCUACUGGUGGGCCGUCAUCUCCAUGACCACCGUGGGCUACGGCGACAUGGUGCCGCGCAGCCUGCCCGGGCAGGUGGUGGCGCUCAGCAGCAUCCUCAGUGGCAUCCUGCUCAUGGCCUUCCCCGUCACCUCCAUCUUCCAUACCUUCUCGCGCUCUUACUCGGAGCUCAAGGACCAGCAGCGCGCCGCCAGCCCCGAGCCGACCCUGCGCGAGGACAGCACGCGCUCCGCCACGGCCACCGAGGACAGCUCGCAGGGGCCCGACGGCGUCCCCGCGGACUCCGUGGACGGGCUGAUCGCGCGCGGGGCCGCCUGACUCUCGGAGCUUUGGGAAAGAACCGCAGCCCUCCCCUCCCCUCCCCUGCCCAGAGGGGGUGGGCCCGACUUUGUGGCUCGCGAGGGCCUCGCUGCGUCGGCGGUUUGCCUGGGCCUGGCUCACGUGCACGGGCCCCACCGCGCAGCCCAGGACGCAGCCACCCAGCCAGACUCACAGGCGGGGUCAAGCGCCAUCCUGCGCUGGGUGAAGCCCGUCCUAGAACCACCAGCCUGUGCUCCUUGCUUUGUAUGCCCUUUGCAGUGUUGAGUGUCUAACUAGCUAAAAAUAAAUUCAAGAAGUCCAGAAAUUACGAGCCCAGUAGCAAAUGCCAGAAGGCCACACUUGUCCCCAGGCCUCUGCCACCCUUCCCUGCUCUUCAGCCAGGUGGGUCCCUGGAACAGCAGUGGGGAUGGGGACAGACCCUUCCCACUCCUGCCACAUCCCCCCGUGGGCCAGGAGAUGGGCCUCCUCUGCACACCCAGCUCUGCAGAAACCCACUUCCCUGCCAAGGGACAGGGACAGAGGUGUGACAAGGAUGCUCACAGCCCCAGAUCCUUCGAGGGGUCCUAGCCCUGACCGCCCCUUCCCUGGCACUAACUCUGCAGAAUCCUUAGUGGACACCUGCUCACCCCGUCUCCUCUGAACAUGCCUCUGCAAAGCACAGGUCUGCUGUGUGCCUAUCCAUUCCCGCUGGCCUGUGGACCACAUCCUCACCCUCUAGGAUUCCUCCCCUCCCUCUGGGCACACCCCUGGCUCUUCAGGCCUGGAGUGGAGGCCAGGGGAGGGCCCGUGGGCAGGCACCAGCUACUGAAGCCUUGCCCUGCCUGCGGAUCUCUGCUGGAUACCGAGGAACUGACGUUCUGGGCCGUGCUUUGUACUCUCUCAUCUUAGCUGAGAUGUUGCAGCCACAAGCCCUCAGGAGGUGCCCUGCAGCCAGAUGCCACCUGAUGCUGGUGCCCACCCUGUC